AUGAUAAGGGGCAUACUAAUCUCGCUCAUCCUAACCACCGAGGUGCGGAGGAAAAUUCUGUAUACCAACCACUGCACAUACUUGUGGGUGUUCCUAACGCUGCUGUGCAGUGUGCUGGUUGUCUCUCUCUUGGCACACAGCAGGAAAGGAAGUAAAAGCAAGUGGAAGAUGAUAAAAGGGGGGGGUUCUUCUCCGGGGACAGAAAAUGAAACAAGUCCACGUAGAGGUGGAAACCCAUUUAGGAGUCCCACCUUAACCAUCGGGGCAUAUCAGCACAGGGAAAAAAUCCCACUAGGGUUCCUCAACAAAAAUGAGCAGCCCAUAACAUUUUUGCGUUUGUACGAGAAGGGGGUUAUUAGCACUUGGCAGUUGUUCGUGCAGAUAUAUCGCAGCAACUUUUUUCCUUCUUUUUUUUUUCCUUUCCUCUUAACCCUGCUGGCUUCGAAAUAUGAUUUUCUAAACUUUGGCGCGGCGAAGCUGUCUCUUGCCCUCGUGAACGAGUUCCUGCUCGGCAGCGUCUUCCUGCGAUAUGUGCGGGUGAAUGUCUGGACCUACCUCCUCUUCCACUCGCUCCUCUUUCUCGCAACACUGGGCGCAAUGCGAAUUCGCGAGAGCUUGGCCACCUGUUCCCUCUGGUUUGUACUCAACUUUGUCUUUUAUCACAUGAUCGCCAUAGCGGCCUUUCGGCUGACGGACGGGGUGUUUUCCUUCCUGGAGGGGGCGACAGUCAGCGUGGCGGGGACCCUCCUCCUCGACGCUUACGCAUACGGCCUAUUCCACGUCCACCUGGACGGGGGCGUCAUUCCUAGUGUGUUGUCUGUGUUCCUCAGUGGGGCGGCCCUCAGUUUGACCCUCUACGCCGCGUGCUGUGUUUACUUGCUACGGCAGGCCGACUACCAGAAGGGGAAGCUUCUCAUCGCCUCGCUGGCGUUCCUGCUGUACAACCUCAUCAACCUCGGCGCCAGACGAUACGACUUCGUGAGUGCAGCGGACACAAGCGCGAUACAAGCUUUAGUCCACCUGCUAUGGCACCAACAGAAUUACAUUUUAAUUUUUGCCUGGGUCGUCAUCACAACUCUGUACGUAAUUUACAUUUUCAAGUUGGUGAAGAGAAAUGGAAACUUGUCUUACCUGAGGAAGCACUACCAUUUCCUGCUCUUUGUGAAUGCCCAGUUGUCUUUUUGCUUGGGGAAGGUGGAGAUCCUUGUGGUGACCCUCUCCUUCGCAUUUCUCCUUCUGCUCUUCCUGGAAGUCGCGCGAAAAAUCGGCGAAGCGCUGUCGCCGGAUCGGAACACGCUGCAUAAGUUCAUCACCAGUUUUAUUGACGAUAGAGAUAGGAAGGGUCUUGUCGUUACGCACAUUUACCUCUUGGCUGGGGUGUACAUCCCAAUCAUCGCGGACGCACUGUUGAACAACAAGAACUACGUGCGCAAGGGAACCCGAAGUGUCUUCCUCUUCCGGGACGCCGACCUGACUCUCUACAGCUCGGGGCUGAAUGCCAUAUGCAUAGGCGACUCAUUUGCUGCCAUCGGGGGGCUUCUGUUCCCCACCCCGAAGAUCAAAAACACGAACAACAAGUCGUAUGCAGGAUUGUUCUUUUUUUUUUGUUCUACAUUUUUAUCGCUUUUGCUUGACGGCUACUUCGUUCAAAAAAGGCCGUUGGCCAAUUUGACCGCCAUUUUUAUGGUAUCCCUCUUCGGUGCCCUAUUCGAGGCAUUUCUCCAUGACAUAGAUAAUUUGAUACUCCCCAUAUUCACCUUUUGCGUACCAUCGGACAUCACAAUUCUCGAGCACAAGUACGCGAGAAAGAAUGAGAAGAGAAGAAUCAAUAUUUUUAAGAGGCUGUUUAUCCAUUUUUCCUUUUUCACCAUUGGAAAUAACUGCAACAAAUUGAGUAGCCAUGACGUGAUUAAGGUCCUUUCGAAUGUUUAUGAAAAUGAUCCAAGUGAAAGUCAAAACGUGAACUCGAUUAAUAUUAUUAACAUUUUAAAUACAAGACAGACGGAUAUUGAGAAGCAGGUCCAGUGUAAGCUGUGGUCCUUUCUGGGCUUCCUGCUGUUACCCCUGUAUAGCCUGAACAAGUUCAAGUACUACGACGCCAAGAGCAAAAUGAUCGUCGCACCUUUUUUUUCCAUUGCGGGUAUUUACCUGGGCUCCUUCUUCGGGAACGUGGCCACGGGCAGAUUUUCAGACUACAAAAGAUCGAAGUUCCUUGGGACGUUACCGGCACACGUUUUUUUAAAAGAAACGUACGCAGUGGCAUAUGACUUGGCUAAUUUGGGCUCGGCGGAGAAAAGGCUGGCCCUGAACUUGCUUCAGGUGUUCGAAGAGGCGCGGAGUGCCGAGCGGGGGUUCUACGAGCGGCUGGACAACUCACAGAAAAUUUUCGAAGAAGUGGGGGCGGGGAGGGCCAGUAUUGGCCAUGUGGGCGACCAUGUUGGCGGCGGUGUGGAGGUGCCACCCUCCUCCUUCGUGCAGGUCAAGUCCAAAGGGCCAGUCGAGGAGGAGACUAUUUGGAGAGCCCUUUACGACACGCAGCUGCGGAGAUCCCCUCCUAACGAACAGGUGCAUGUGUACUCCCUGGAGGAUGUAAAAAAAGAGUUUGAGCAAGCUCAGGUGGAAGCAUUUGUGUCUCAAAUAGUUUUGCUGAAGGAUCAGUUUGAAAUGAAUUUAAAUCACAUGAAGGAGGAGCUUCCGAGGGCUAAGAAGCUACACGAGGCUAUUAGUGAAGCAGUUGCUUUAGAAGACAGAGUUGGACAAGGGGGUCUGGCGCGGGGGAGUAAUAAAAACGGCGCCCUCAGGGGUGGCGCGGCUGGGAUGGGGGAGAGCGGCACGAGGGUUCUUUGUUAG
Plasmodium fragile is the source of this 2850-nucleotide messenger RNA. RefSeq lists its product as uncharacterized. Gene Ontology annotation, cellular component: endoplasmic reticulum membrane. The record is from RefSeq and is a predicted model, not a curated record. The transcript has 19 exons. Gene Ontology annotation, molecular function: dolichol kinase activity. Gene Ontology annotation, biological process: dolichyl monophosphate biosynthetic process. Bases 1 to 2850 code for a protein of 949 amino acids. Lineage: Eukaryota; Apicomplexa; Aconoidasida; Haemosporida; Plasmodiidae.